AUGGGGGCUGGGGCGAGUGCUGAAGAGAAACACUCCAGAGAGCUGGAGAAGAAACUGAAGGAAGAUGCAGAUAAGGAUGCCAGGACCGUCAAACUGCUGCUACUGGGUGCUGGUGAAUCAGGAAAAAGCACUAUUGUCAAACAAAUGAAAAUUAUCCACAAAGAUGGUUACUCCCUAGAAGAGUGCUUGGAGUUUAUUGCCAUCAUCUACAGCAAUACUUUGCAGUCAAUUAUGGCUAUUGUGAAGGCUAUGAACACUCUGAACAUUACCUAUGGAGAAGCAGCCCAACAGGACAAUGCCAGGAAGCUGAUGCACUUGGCUGACACCAUCGAAGAGGGCACCAUGCCAAAGGAGUUGUCUGACAUCAUUCUUCAGCUGUGGAAAGACACUGGCAUUCAGGCAUGCUUCGAAAGAGCUUCAGAAUACCAGCUGAACGACUCUGCUGGAUACUAUCUGAAUGACCUAGAGAGGCUGAUCCAGCCUGGUUAUGUCCCCACUGAGCAAGAUGUGCUACGAUCACGAGUGAAGACGACUGGUAUCAUUGAGACGCAAUUCUCCUUCAAGGACCUCAACUUCAGGAUGUUUGAUGUGGGAGGUCAGCGCUCAGAGAGGAAGAAGUGGAUCCAUUGUUUUGAAGGUGUCACCUGCAUCAUCUUCAUUGCAGCCCUCAGUGCAUAUGACAUGGUGCUGGUAGAGGAUGAUGAAGUGAACCGAAUGCAUGAGAGUCUACACCUGUUCAACAGUAUCUGCAACCACCGCUACUUUGCCACCACCUCCAUUGUACUCUUCCUCAACAAGAAAGAUGUGUUCCUCGAGAAGAUCAAGAAGGCCCAUUUGAGCAUGUGCUUCCCUGAAUAUGACGGUCCAAACACCUAUGAGGAUGCUGGUAAUUACAUCAAGGUGCAGUUCCUGGAUCUGAACAUGCGACGAGAUAUCAAGGAAAUCUACUCGCACAUGACCUGUGCUACGGACACAGAGAAUGUCAAAUUUGUGUUCGAUGCUGUGACAGACAUCAUCAUCAAGGAAAACCUCAAGGACUGCGGUCUCUUCUAA
Messenger RNA from Electrophorus electricus (electric eel), 1053 nucleotides. RefSeq names its product guanine nucleotide binding protein (G protein), alpha transducing activity polypeptide 1 (gene gnat1). Gene Ontology annotation, cellular component: heterotrimeric G-protein complex; cytoplasm. Gene Ontology annotation, biological process: detection of light stimulus involved in visual perception; phototransduction, visible light; adenylate cyclase-modulating G protein-coupled receptor signaling pathway. NCBI's taxonomy places the organism in Eukaryota, Metazoa, Chordata, Actinopteri, Gymnotiformes, Gymnotidae. Gene Ontology annotation, molecular function: GTP binding; G protein-coupled receptor binding; GTPase activity. The record is from RefSeq and is a predicted model, not a curated record.